Molecule: messenger RNA, 4209 nt
Organism: Monopterus albus (swamp eel)
Lineage: Eukaryota; Metazoa; Chordata; Actinopteri; Synbranchiformes; Synbranchidae
Product: NACHT, LRR and PYD domains-containing protein 12-like
Exons: 13
Coding region: 202-3975 (1257 amino acids)
Molecular function (GO): protein binding
Source: RefSeq, a predicted model, not a curated record
UCCUGGUUCUAGCUGUGGUGUUUUUUCCUCCCAGGUGUUUUUUCACUUUCGCUCUCUUCAUGGUGCUCAGCAGAUCUUUUCUCCGUGUGAAGCUUUGCUGAAGCUCCACAGUCUCUGGGACUGGAUGUGAGCUCAGCAGCUGAGCAUCUUCCCAGGAACAUUGUCAGUGCUGCUGUUGUACUGACCGAGUGCAGCUCUGCCAUGAGUCGGUGUGAGGACAGAGAGGAGGGAGGCCCUAACUCUGAAAGCCCUCUGUGUGGGGACCAUGAAAGGCAGAGCACAGCUCCCAGGAGGCGGCAGCAGAGACCAGACUCUCCUGAACCCAGGUGUGUGUCUAUGAAGAGUGACCAGUCAAUGGAACAGCCUCUUACCUUUAAAGCUCAACAGCCAGUUGAUACCAGGAGUCGGUGCCAGCAACCAGACUCUCCUGAACUCAGCUGUGUGUCCAUGAUGAGUGACCAAUCUAAGGAUGUGAUCAUUGACUUUAAAUCUGAACAACCUGCUGAUACGAGAGUUCAGCAGCAGAGCUCAGAGGUUCACAGUGAUCAGUCGGCACAGCAUCAGCCAGACCUGGACUCCAUAUUUAUGCUGCUGGAGGAGAACAUGGUCACUUUUGUGAAGAACGAGCUGAAGAAGAUCCAGAGGGCCCUGAGUCCAGAUUACCCGGAAUGCUUAGAGAGUCAGAGGGAGGAUGAGGAUGAGUUGGGCAGUGAAGACAAAGAGCAGAGGAGGAGCAGCAGAGAGUCAUUUCUGCAGAUCACAGUGAAUUUCCUGAGGAAGAUGAAGCAGGAGGAGCUGGCUGAGCAUCUGCAGAGCAGAGUCUGUCAACAUAAACUGAAGCAGAAGCUGCAGCAGAAGUUCCAGUGUGUGUUUCAGGGGAUUGCUAAACCAGGAAGCCCAACCCUUCUGAAUCAGAUCUACACAGAGCUCUACAUCACAGAGGGAGGGACUGGACAGAUCAGUGAUAAACAUGAGGUCAGACAGAUGGAAACAGCAUCCAGGAAACCAGUCAGACCAGAAACAGCCAUCAGACAAGAAGACAUCUUUAAACCCCCACCUGGAAGAGAUGGACCAAUCAGAAGAGUGCUGACAAAGGGGGUGGCUGGCAUUGGGAAAACACUCUUAGUACAGAAGUUCACACUGGACUGGGCUGAAGGCAAAGCCAACCAGGACAUCCACUUCACAUUUCCAUUCACUUUCAGAGAGCUGAAUCUGGUAAAAGAGAAGGUCAGCCUCGUGGAACUGGUUCAUCGCUUCUUUACUGAAACCAGAGGAAUCUGCAGCUUUGAAGAGUUCCGGGUCAUCUUCAUCUUUGACGGUCUUGAUGAGUGUCGGCCUCCUCUGGACUUCCAUGGCACUGAGGUCCUGACUGAUGUCACAGAGUCCACCUCAGUGGAUGUGCUGCUGACAAACCUCAUCAGGGGGAACCUGCUUCCCUCUGCUCACCUCUGGAUAACCACACGGCCUGCAGCAGCCAAUCAGAUCCCUCCUGAGUGUGUGGACAUGGUGACGGAGGUCAGAGGGUUCACUGACCCUCAGAAGGAUGAAUACUUCAGGAAGAGGUUCAGAGAUGAGGAGCAGGCCAGCAGGAUCAUCUCCCACAUCAAGAGCUCCCGAAGCCUCCACAUCAUGUGCCACAUCCCAGUCUUCUGCUGGAUCACUGCUACAGUUCUGGAGGAUGUGCUGGAAACCAGAGGGGGAGGAGAGCUGCCCAAGACCCUGACUCAGAUGUACAUCCACUUCCUGGUGGUUCAGACCAAACUGAAGAAGGUCAAGUAUGAUGGAGGAGCUGGGACAGAUCCACACUGGAGUCCAGAGAACAGGGAGAUGAUCCAGUCUCUGGGAAAACUGGCUUUUGAGCAGCUGCAGAAAGGCAACCUGAUCUUCUAUGAGUCAGACCUGACAGAGUGUGGCAUCGAUAUCAGAGCAGCCUCCGUGUACUCAGGAGUGUUCACACAGAUUUUUAAAGAGCAGCAAGGACUGUACCAGGACCCGGUGUUCUGUUUCAUCCAUCUGAGUGUUCAAGAGUUUCUGGCUGCUCUUCAUGUCCAUAUGACCUUCAUCACCUCUGGAGUCAAUCUGCUGGCAGAAGAACACACUACAUCCUCUAGGUCUGAAGUGUUCACAAACAAAUCAACACUCUUCUAUCAGAGAGCUGUGGACGAGGCCUUACAGAGUCCAAAUGGACACCUUGACUUGUUCCUCUGCUUCCUCCUGGGUCUUUCACUGCAGACCAAUCAGACUCUCCUACGAGGCCUGCUGACACAGACAGGAAGUGGCUCACAGACCAAUGAGGAAACCAUCGAGUACAUCAAGAAGAAGAUCAGUGAGGAUCUGUCUCCAGAGAGAAGCAUCAACCUGUUCCACUGUCUGAAUGAACUGAAUGAUGGGUCUCUAGUGGAGCAGGUCCAACAGUCCCUGAGAUCAGGAUGCCUCUCCACAGCGGCACUGUCACCUGCUCAGUGGUCAGCUCUGGUUUUCAGUUUACUCUCAUCAGACAAAGAUUUGGACGUGUUUGACCUGAAGAAAUACUCUGCUUCAGAGGAGGCUCUUCUGAUGCUGCUGCCUCAGCUGAAGAAUCUCUUUGCUUUACAGAAGGCUCUUCUGAGGCGGCCACCUGAGAUGAAGAAAUACCCUGCUUCAGAGGAGGUUCUUCUGAGGCUGCUGCCUGUGGUGAGAGCCUCCAACAAAGCUCUGCUGAGUGACUGUAAUCUGUCAGAGAGAAGCUGUGAAGCUCUGUCCUCAGAUGUCAGCUCCCAGUCCUCUAGUCUGAGACACCUGCACCUGAGUAACAAUGACCUGCAGGACUCAGGAGUGGAGCUGUUGUCUGUUGGACUGGGGAGUCCACACUGUAAACUCGUAACUCUCAGGCUCAGCAGCUGUAACCUGUCAGAGAGAAGUUGUGAAGCUCUGUCCUCGGUUCUCAGCUCCCAGUCCACUAGUCUGAGACACCUGGACCUGAGUAACAACAACCUGCAGGACUCAGGGGUGGAGCUGUUAUCUGCUGGACUGGGGAGUCCACAUUGUGAACUCAAAACUCUCAGACUGAGUGGCUGUGACCUGUCAGGGAGAAGCUGUGAAGUCCUGUCCUCAGUUCUCAUCUCCCAGUCCUCCAGUCUGACACACCUGGACAUGAGUAAUAACGACCUGCAGGACUCAGGAGUGGAGCUGUUGUCUGUUGGACUGCGGAGUCCACAUUGUGAACUGGAAACUCUCAGGCUGUCAGGCUGUCUGGUCACAGAGGAAGGCUGUGCUUCUCUGGCCACAGCUCUGAGCUCCAACCCCUCCCAUCUGAAAGAGCUGGAUCUGAACUACAACCAUCCAGGAGCCUCAGGAGUGAAGCUGCUGUCGGCUGGACUGGAGGAUCCACACUGGAGAAUGGAGUGUCUCAGGGUCGACCAUGGUGGGCCGCAGAGACUGAGACGUGGUCUGAGGAAGUAUUUCUGUGAACUGGAACUGGACACAAACACAGUGAACAGAAAACUACGACUGUCUGACAACAACAGGAAGGUGACAGGGGUGGAGGAGGAUCAGUCAUAUCCUGAUCAUCCAGACAGAUUUGACCACUGGUCUCAGCUGCUGUGUCGAACUGGCCUGACUGGUCGCUGUUACUGGGAGGUGGAGUUAAGAGGAAAGGUUGAAAUAUCAAUGAGUUACAGAGGAAUCAAGAGGAAAGGAGGCAGUGAUGACUGUGUGCUUGGAUGGAAUGAUAAGUCCUGGAGUCUGUUCUGCUCUGAUCACGGUUACUCUGUCUGUCACAAUAAGAACAUUACAUCCAUCUCCUCCUCCUCCUCCUCCUCAGUGUCUCACAGAGUAGCAGUGUAUGUGGACUGUCCUGCUGGAACUCUGUCCUUCUACACAAUCUCCUCUGACACACUGAUCCACUUCCACACCUUCAGCACCACAUUCACUGAACCUCUUUAUCCUGGGUUCUGCAUCUGGCCUGGUUCCUCAGUGUCUCUGUGUGGUGUGUAGGUGUGAGAGUCUCCUGUGUACAGAAACUCUGACUGAAGAUCAGCUGCUGAGAUCAAAGUUCACUCUCUUCACCAUCACACACUCUGCACUGUGAAGCAGACCUGUCUGACUCAGACACGAAACACUCAUUUGUCUAAUUUCAUCACUUUGACCAUCAACAUUUUACCAGGGGCCCAUUUCAAGAAGGAGGUUUUGUUGAAACUCUGAGUUUGUUAACCCCGAAAUAAGGAAAAC